AUGGGAAACAGACACUCAAAAUCUUCCGAUUCGCAUGAAGCAAGACUCGCAGAGGAUGGAAAUGAGAAAACCGGUGUGAAUAACUUCACCGGUGUCUUCUACAAAAUAAAAUCGUCUGGGAACGUCUCAAUCAAUGCGAACGGAUCCACGAUGUCUUCAUCAAAGGAACCGCAAGCGUCGCCAUGGAGUAGCACACAAAGGGACGACAACAACGGACAUCAUGCCAUCGACUACGGACAGAUCGAAAGACCAUUUCACGACGAUAUCCAACGAAGAGAGCCGUCAUUCGUCGAUGACCGGUCUCAACAGUGUCCCAUAGGAUACUCACAUUCUACUCGUUACCCAGCCAUGAAUCGAACAAUUUAG
This is a messenger RNA of Caenorhabditis remanei, 366 nucleotides long. RefSeq lists its product as uncharacterized. The transcript is spliced from 2 exons. The record is from RefSeq and is a predicted model, not a curated record. The coding region runs from base 1 to 366 and encodes 121 amino acids. Lineage: Eukaryota; Metazoa; Nematoda; Chromadorea; Rhabditida; Rhabditidae.